Molecule: messenger RNA, 1997 nt
Organism: Pyrenophora tritici-repentis Pt-1C-BFP
Lineage: Eukaryota; Fungi; Ascomycota; Dothideomycetes; Pleosporales; Pleosporaceae
Source: RefSeq, a predicted model, not a curated record
AUGGACUGGCGACUGCUUGAGUACGCCGAUGAAGCGGAAGAGACCGCCAAACGUCUUCUUGCCUUCGAGGGCGAGAUUCCGCAAUAUCGAAAAAACAUCAGAGCACAUAUCGCCGAACUCUACGCCAUCUCACACGCUCUCCAUGAGUUGCAUGAUGAUCUCGAUUUGUCACGUUACGGACGUAACGCAGGCUACAUUUUGAAAGAUCUCGAGGUUUGUCUUUCGAGUCUGGAUAUCACGCUUGCAGACGUCCAAGAUAUCUUUGGCAAGUCCAAACGAAAUCGACACUCAGCUCCAGGUGCAUUCCCCGGCACACCACCGUAUGCCAUAAUAUGGGAAGACGCACUCGCGGACUUUGAGACACAAGGCAUGACCUUGCCCCGGAGGUUUGAAGCCGUAAGAGAGUAUCUCCAGUUCAUGCACGAUGCUCUGAAAGGGCAUGAGGAUGAAGGACAAUUGGCAAAGUUCAAAGUCAUGCUAUCGAAAUUGCUAAAGAAGCAAAAGCCAAUCGAUUCAUAUUUUACCAAACCAGCUGGGCAAGGCAGUGGCAAGGGCAGUGCCAGAACUCCAAAGCCGUCUUCUCCAAAGGUGCCUAGACCCAAGAUACGUAGUCACCCUACGUACCCCUCUACACAGUAUGUGUACCAGGCGCCUUUGCCCCCACCAGUACCACAACGAGCCCAUACACCACAACGAGCUCAUAUUGCCCCAACGUGGGGUGGCAUUGGCAUAGGGGAUAUACCGUAUAUUCCACCACCGGUGCCGGAGAUCCCUCUAUCACCCACAUCAUCGGCUGCCUCAUCACACGCGUACUCUACUCAAUCAACCGACUCGGAGCCUGUCGCCCACUGGGCUAUGAAGAUCUUCGACGGGCGCCAUACCACAACAUCGUUCGAAACCUUUGCGGAACCUACAGAAUGCGUUGGGCCCGAGGAACCCAAUGUUAUCCAGAUGCUUGAGGCUGAUGGGUUUCAACGGGUCGUUGAGCUACCUUUCGAAGCUGCCAGCGUAUUCGUGAGGAUAUAUUGGCGGCCUCACGAUGAACGUGCAAGGAUGAUCUUCCUCACCAAGGAUACGAGUGGAAAACGUAUGCGACACCAAAUGCUACUCACCUCAUUGGUAUUGCGACGCUCGGAUUCAUGCUUGAAGCUCUGCACAAAGAACCAUAGAGAUGGUGGAUUGGAUCUAUGGGCUAGGCUACGCUUUACUCUCUACGAACGCAUGGUCCUAUUUUACUGUACUACCGUUGCUAUGAAGCGACAGGAUCAGAAGGGCGUUGCAGAGGGACUGGAUGAUAUGUCCAACCCCGGAGACGGGGAAGAAAUUGUAUUCAGUGGUGAAACCGUCGACCACAAAUACAAACAUGCUUUCCGUGUGUAUCGCGACCACGAUUCAGGAUGCGUACGUUUCGAGGCUACAGCUCGCCGGGGGCCAAUGAAGUCAAUUCCCAUUUGGACCGCUUUCGUCACGCAAUACAUUGGACGGAGGGACUGGAUGAAGCGUACUAGUCCAGACACGAUUGAGUUCCAGAAGCUCCAUCCAUAUGUGUUCUGUGAUAGCUACAAGGUGCCUAAGAGUUCCAAGGGCGGUAAGUAUCAGUUGACGUUUACGUUGGCCGAAGACGCGAAAUACUUCAAGGAUGUCUUCCAUCAUAUCGACGUAUCGUAGACUCGCCUUGCUGGUCUCUGAAUGAGACACACGCUAGCUCUUAACGACGUUAUGAACAAAAUGCUUAUGACUGAACGAUCACGACCACGACCACGACCACGACUGAACGAUGAACAUGAGGCGGGUGGACUUUGCUUUCUGGGACAAAAUAGCUUUUGCGCGUUUCUCUUCUGGAACCCAAAAUUGACACUCAUCUUUUCUUCACGCUGUAAUUUGUCAUACACGUUCAUUUUAUAACUCUCGCGCAUAGUGUAAUAACCCAAAUUGGUAGUCUGACUCGUAGAGUCAUGAAGGAAAGGUGACCUCAGAGCUUAGACAAGGCCCCUCGG